AGUGCAGGGGGGGGACACAGGCCCCAUCGAUUCAACACAACUGCACACAUAAGCACUUACUAAUAAUAAAGCUCUGUUUGUAUGUCAUUUUCAUGGAGUCCCACCGCUAACACAUAUGGAGUGUCAAGAGGAAAAGCCAAUCAUCUAUACUAUGGAAAACAAGCCGAUUGUGACAUGUGCCGGAGACCAGGGCUUGUUUACGUCUCUCUAUACGUCACUGGCCCAACAACUUCCCAGGGAGCCAAUGGAGUGGAGGAGGACAUAUGGCCGAGCUCCAAAAAUGAUCCACCUUGAGGCUAAUUUUGUCCAGUUUAAAGAGGAGCUCCUCCCAAAGGAGGGCAACAAGGCUCUCCUCACCUUCCCCUUCCUCCACAUCUACUGGACUGACUGCUGUGAUACAGAGGCGUAUAAGAGCACGGUAAAGGAGGAUAUGAUGCGCUGGCAGAACAGCUUGCGAACCCACGGCUCAGCAGACUGGGUCAUCAUCGUCGUGGAGACCAACGACACUAAGAAGAAGAACAAGACCAACAUCCUGCCUCGGUCAUCCAUCGUGGACAAGAUCCGUAGCGAUUUCUGCAACAAACAGAAUGACAGGUGCGUGGUGCUGUCAGAUCCUUUGAAGGACUCAUCUCGGUCUCAGGAAUCCUGGAAUUCCUUAUUGCUCAAGCUGCGAACUCUCCUCCUCAUGUCCUUCACCAAGAACCUGGGCCGCUUCGAGGAUGACAUGCGUACGCUCCGAGAGAAACGUACCCAGCCCGGCUGGAGCUUCUGUGAAUACUUCAUGGUCCAGGAGGAGCUGGCCUUUGUUUUUGAGAUGCUGCAGCAGUUUGAGGACGCCUUGGUCCAGUACGAUGAACUAGAUGCUCUUUUUACCCAAUACGUCCUUAACUUUGGAGCUGGAGAUACAGCUAACUGGCUCGGCUCAUUCUGCGCCCCAGUGCGUAGCUGGAGUGGCCUACUGCUUCGGCGGCCAAUCGACAUGGAGAAGAGAGAUGGGAUCCAGCGAGGGGAGGCCAGCCUGUUGGAUCUGAGGAGCUACCUGUUCUCUCGCCAGUGCACCUUACUCAUUUUCCUGCAGAGGCCCUGGGAGGUCACCCAGAGAGCGCUGGAACUGCUGCACAACUGUGUCCAGGAGCUACGCCUGCUCGAGGUGUCAGUGCUGGAGGGAGCGCUGGACUGCUGGGUGUUCCUCAGCUGCUUGGAGGUUUUGCACAGAAUUGAGGGCUGUUGCGAUCAGGCCCAGUUAGCGGCAAACUGCUCCCAUACUGUCGGGCUGUGGGCUUACGCGACCGACAAGCUCAAGUCCCUUGGGGAACUCUGUGGCCUGGUGUCAGAGAAGGGACCCACAUCUGAGGACCUGAACAGGACAGUAGAUCUGCUGGCCGGACUCGGGGAUGAGAGGCCUGAGACUGUUAACAGUUUGCAGAGCCCUUACAAAAAGCUGAAAGAAGCUUUGUCAUCUGUAGAGGCUUUUGAAAGACACUAUCUUGAACUCUCUCAUGCUGCUAUGGAAAUGUACAGAGCCAUUGGCCGGUUGCGGUCUGCCAGACUGGUGGGAAAAAGCCUGGCUGAAUUCUACAUGAGGAAGGGGGAUCGUGAGCGGGCAGAAACCUUCUUACAGGAAGCUCUGAAGUCAUACGUGUCAGAGGGGUGGAGCCUCCCUGUCACUCACACCAGGAAACAGAUUGCUGAGUGUCAGAAACUGCUGGGCAGAACUGAAGACUACCUGCAGACCAGUGCCUUGUUGGCCGGUGAUGUGAAUCUGACCACAGAGGAGAGGAAGCACUUUUGUCAGGAAAUUCUGACCUUCGCUGGCAAGUCUGGAGAUCACUCAAACAAAGUGACUCUCAGCAUGGGUGUUUUUGCCCAACUCACACGGCUACAGUUCCACCCAGCGACAGCCUCCGUGCACUCUGGAGCCAUCCUGCAGGUGGAGCUCACUCUGAGAUGUUUGAUGCCCGUGUCGGUGCACAUACAGCAGGUAGCCGCUAGCAUUCACUUCGACGUGGAUCACGGAGGGACUCACGGGAGGUCAAAGGGAGCUCAGAGACAAACAAACCCAGGGACAGUAGAGUUUAUCCAGGGUAACUCAUCCGCUGGCCCACCCUCUUCCUCGGCCGCGGGUCCCUCUUUAGAACUGGAUGAGAUUCAGGACAGGAGUCCUUCAGACAAUUCUCUCAACUCCACAGGAGUGGUGUGUAAAAACACUCACCUGAUCAUGCGUCGUCAUGACAGCAACUCACCGCCAGACACGCCCAACUGUGUCAGCCCUCCUACUGUUGCCAUGAAAGAAGGAGCACAGAUGCUGAAAGUGCAGGAUGUAAAAUUAGAGCCCGGGAAUAACAGCAUUAUCUUCACAGCACCAAGUGGGCAACCAGGUACUUACACAUUGCGUCAGCUGUGUGCCACGGUGGGUCAGGUGCAGUUUGUGCUGCCUCAUAUCUACCCAUCGGUCCAGUAUGAAGUGUAUUCUCAGGAGCCCCAGCUCACUGUGGAGCCUCUCUCAGAGCCGCUGUUAGCCGGUCUCCCUCAGAUGGUUAAGUUCACCCUGUUGACGGGUCACUACGCUGUGAAGAAGGGCGAUGCUCUGCAGCUCAGCAACACAGACACCAUGCCCAUCCUGCCCUCCACCAGCUGCACCGCCCGCACCAGCAACCCUGCUGCCGAGUUGGUGGGUGAAAGCGUCCUCUCCAUUCAGUCGUCUGAUAAGGUGACCAGCAUCAGCCUGCCCCCGACCCCUCCCUACCACACCCUGGAGUUCCAGCUGGAGGUUUUGUGCAUCAUCCCGUCCGGGUCCGACCGGCCCGCCAACGAGAGGCUGACCAACGGGGAGGUCCGCCAUCGACCACGCAGCUACAGUCACCCUGACACGCCCAUGACCGCCAUCGACCAGAGGAUGUCUAUCGACUGCCCAUGGUCGAUCUACUCCACUCUGCUGGCCCUCACCUUCUACAUCCCCUUCAAAACCAAACACUCACUGCUCUCUGCUGGUAACAGGAAGUACAUCCAGGUGUGCGUGCAGAAUGUGUCUGAUGUGAACUUCACGCUGGCAGAAGUGAAGCUAACAGAGAAACAGCACGCAUCACUGGAGCUACAGUCCCUGAACACUAAAGAACAGCAGCUGUUGUGCAGUAAGCACAGUGUGUUCUGCUUGUGGGAGGUGAGGUGGAAGGAUGACCUGCCUUCCUGUCUCCAGUGUGUUUUCUCUGCCAACUUCUCUCCUCUCAACCAAGACGUCUCUGCCUUCAAACCCUUUCACUACCAGUUCCAGCUCGAGAGAGUCACUACGUUGUACAGCGUGAGAGCUGAGAUCCUGCCUCCAGCUGGUGAACAACACUGUCGCUCCGGUUUCCUCUGUGGACUGGAGGUGUGUAUAACACGACUGACCGAACCUGCAGAGGGAGAGAUGGCAGAGGAGAGCAAGACUGACACCGAUGGUCUUAAAACCACCAAACUCAUGUAUGAAGUGGCUGACAGCAGCAGCAACUGGGCGGUGUGUGGGAAGAGUUCGGGGAUGGUGUCUAUGCCUAUGACAGCUAACGCCACCCACAAGGUGCAGAUCGAGGUGAUGCCUCUGUUCGCAGGACACCUGCCCUUCCCCAAAAUCAAAGUGCUGAAGUACCUGCCCCACACUGCAGCAGUGGCCAUCCAGCCAGACCCUGACAGCUGCGUGGAGAACGACAGUCUGUCCCUGCUGGACAAGACGCUGGACGACCAGGGGGACACGGCGAGCAUCCGCAGCCGGGGCAGCGUCCACUCCGUGGGCAGCGGCGAUCAGCAACAGAAGGGCGUGGCGAUGCCGCGUCUGGAGCCCUUCAGCCCCGGACAGGUGUUCAACCACAGCCAUGCGCGACAGGUCCUGGUGCUGCCCGCUACCGACGACCACAUCAUGGAGGUCAACGCCACAUGACCACGGUGGCAAGACCUCCUGUCCUCUUCUCAUAGGACUGAACCCAGGCCCUGGAUGGACUCUGCUGAGCUUUUGCUCUGGGACAGAUCGGGUCCAUGAGUCCAUGUCGAAGACCGCUGUGGGUUGCCGGUAUGGACUCCAACCCCUCCACCCCCAAAACCCUCCCCCAAGCAUGAAACAUUCACAUCACUGGAGACUCAGACUAGACACAGUGAAGAGCCAAUGACAUCUGCUGAUAAACUUAAAUAAAGAUUUUUCUUUGCCAUACUUUGUACAUAGCUCAUUGGAUGGAUUUAUAGUUAUAAAUAUAUAAAUAUAUAUAUAUGGACUGAUCGAUCAGAUCCGCGCCUGUGCUCCUUCGAACUGAAGAAAAACACUCCUGAUUGUCCCAUGAUGCACCAAAGCCCUAGAUGUGUGUACGCCUCGAUCAGCUACUCGAGUACUGUAACUGUGACUGAGUGUUUCCAGCUGUGCUGUUGUCGUGCCUCUCGAGUCGUCAUCGUUUUUAUAUUUGAGACUUUACCUUCACAGUUACGUCCUGGUUGCUAAAAUAAGCUGCUGUUUUUAUCAAAUUAUGAUAGAAGACUCAGACUCGGACUCUAACGUCCUGCCGAUACAGGAACCAUUCCCGUGCUGAGGUAAAUCUGGGAUCAGACUACAUAACGUCAGCCUGAUAAUUUGGAACUUUGACAAUGAACAGUGAAGCUGAUUGUUAACGACUCAUUGAUCACCGAUGUUUCAGGUUUCAAGUAGUGUAAGAUGGGAAGCUGUACUCGUCCUGAGUCCAGCGUUUAGUCUGUGCCAAGCGAGAAUGUACGACUCUGUAAAAUCACCUGAUCUUACACCAUGACCUUCCUGAAAGGAAAAACAUGAUGUAAUCUGAUCUCCACACAGUGAGCAGCUAUGGUCACAUAAAUGGAAAUGCACCUCAACAAACAGGUUAAAGUUUGACUCUUGUUUACAACACAGGAGAUAUUUUUGGUAUCAGCAGGACAGAAGAGAGAGGCAGACUGUUAUUGUGUCAGUCUAUGGUAAACUUUUGAGUCCAGCAUUUAGACAGAUGUUAAGUUAAACAAGCUGCAAAUGGGUAAAAUAGAAGUUUGCUAUAUUUUAAACCAAUACUUGCUAUGUUUUAACAGUUCAUGGUGCUUGUUAGUCAAUAAAUCAAUAGAUCCAAACUUUAUUUACCUUUCUCAUGGAUGAAUAGAACCUCAAUUAAUAAUAGCUGUUUCCUAUUGUGAGGUUUUGUUCAGAUGAACCAUUGGAAAAUCUAAAAAUGUAAGAGUUUUGGUUAAAAAAAAAUAGUAAUAAUAAUUUGACAUAACCAGCAUGACUAUACUGUAAACUGUCUUCUGACUCAGCAAGGAGAACAGUUUUCAUUCUGGCACAACAGAAGAAUCCUUGGUGAUUGUGGAUAUGUCUUUAUUUCUGUGUCUUUUCAACAAAAGCAGCAGCUUAUUUUCUCUGAGUCCGAUGCAAACAUCAGCACGAAGCUCUCAAAUAUAACGCCAGAGAUGACGAGAGGCGCGGGCUGAAUCUAGCGGUGUGUUUGUGUGUUCAGCUGUAGUCGUGCGCAUGUGUGAGUGUGUGUGUGUCUGUACGAGUGUGUGUGAUAAGGUUAGACUUUGGAAUAAGGAUCAGCCAGUGCACAUUAUUGUCUCUCUGUUGUCUUACCUAUCAGUGCAUUGUUCAUAUACAGUGUGUGUAUAUUUAUUCUAUGUGUGUGUGCGGAGUGUGUGUGUGUGUGUGUGUGUCGUCAAAACCGUGUCCGAGCUAUGCACACAUACCGGUAGAUGUUGAAUAGAUGAGUGAAAUAAGUCGUUAUUGGAUUUAUUCAUUCAUUUAUUUGAAAGAAUGAAUGUCAGCUACUUCUGCCCACCACCCUCUCUCUCUCUCUCUCUCACGUCCCCCACCCCCACCCCCAGUGUGCACACGCAUGCACACGCACACACACACACACACAUGGUGUGACUACAGCCUCCUGCUCUUGUUUGACCACUGUACAUAAAUGAUCUGUAAAUAAUGAAUCAAAUCAGAAUCAUCUUUGAUUGCCAACUAUAUUAAAAAACUGAUUGGAGCUGA
Molecule: messenger RNA, 5992 nt
Organism: Lates calcarifer (barramundi perch)
Lineage: Eukaryota; Metazoa; Chordata; Actinopteri; Centropomidae
Gene: trappc10
Product: trafficking protein particle complex subunit 10
Exons: 23
Coding region: 116-3910 (1264 amino acids)
Biological process (GO): intra-Golgi vesicle-mediated transport; early endosome to Golgi transport
Cellular component (GO): TRAPPII protein complex
Molecular function (GO): protein binding
Source: RefSeq, a predicted model, not a curated record